CCGGCUGCUAUUAGAGAAAGGGUGAAGUAUACUACCCGAGUGGAGUUUCCUGACAGGCUAUACUUCGGGUAGGAAAAACGUACUUCCGUAUAGAUAGGCGUUCCUUGGAUCUCGUGAUAAAGCGAAAUAAAACGUGCAAUUCGGUUAUUAUUCUCGUUGCAGAAGCUGACGGAACCACACUGAAGGUACAGAUUGUACGUUUUAAGUUUUUGAGACCUCUGUGUACCGUUAAAAUAACAAAUCCCAUUGUGUUUAUGCGGUUUACCGUAACGCCGGAUUGUAGAAGAGUGUGUCUUCCGUGUUUUUGUCAAACUUGUGAAUCACAGCUACUCUGUAAGAGUGUGAGACAAGAAGUCAUAUGAUUUUACAAUUUAUGCUGACCACUCUGAAUCACUCUUGUCUGAUGGUCUGAACUUCUCGUUUCCUUUUUCUUAAGGUAACACGAUAGGAAAGAAACAUGAACGUCCAGACUGGUUUCAUCGUUUUGCUCUGCUUAAUGGGAUUCACCUGUGCGGACCUGGUGAAAUUCAAGGACUGCGGUGAGUUUUCCAUCAUCUAUUGUAUGUUCAAGUCCAAUACUUAACCAUGAGAAUGAUGUUGUCGUUUUAAUAUCUGCUUGUUUAAGUUGGUUUUUCUUUUUUGCUUGCUUUGUGUCCACUGGAAAAUGUUUUGCGAGGAUACCCAAAUGGCUCAAAUUAAUGGACCAAUAUUCCACUCUUUUUUUUUUUUUUUUUUUUAUGUCAUAAAUUUGAAAUAAAUGAAGGAAAUGCAUCACACGUAUGUUUAGACCACUAAGAAGUAGUCACCAGCUUUUUUUGGAAUAAGGUUCUCCAAAUAUUACAAAUGAACACACAUUAUUCUAGACAUACACCUGCACAUAACUCCCUAAAGUGCUUAGAUUUGUCGUUUCUCAGUUUGUUCCUCACAUGGUAGGAAAGCUGAGUAAGUAAUUUUUGUUUCUCUACAACACCUCAAAGUUUGGAGACAAUUUUAAAAAGUGGUAAGAAACAAAGUAGAAAUUUAUGAGAUAUGACCUCUGGGUGAAGGAAGAAGCUGGAUACUGUGUUUUCUGUAAUGUAACUUAAGUGUCUUAAACUUCACUCUGGUUGUUGAAAGUAAUAAAGCUGGGUAGGGCCCUUGUGUCUAUUGUCUGUGUGUAUAUAUAUAUAAAAAAAGUUGAAAGCCCAUUUUAAACUCAGCAUAUUAGUCAUGGCUGUAUGACCUAUGAAAUGAGGAUUUAGUCAAAAUGACUGAGGAAUUUAAAAAAUGUGUGGUUAAUGAGAUUAUCCAGACUAAAUCCAGAAAUGAAUAAUCCCUUUUAAACAGUUUGACAUUGUAUUUGAUGUCAGUGACUUACCUUGUACCUCUGUAACUAGAACUAAAAUUGUGUAGUGUUCAGGCCAAUAAGAUAAGCAGCUACUUUGUAUUAAAGUAUUAAAAGUGAGUCAAUCUGCUUUCUAAGGCAGUGCCAACUUUUUCCCAACAAUUUCCAAGUUCAGUAUGAGAGAGAAGGGUGCUGUAAAUUUACUUUUAUUCAUUUAUUUUUUUACAAGAAAAGGGAAAAGAAAAGACUUUUUUAAUAAUGUGCGUGAUUCGUUGAGAUAGUUCUCCACCUGCAAAAAAAAGCGAGAGAAAGUGCCUCAGGGUUGUUGGGGGAAUGGGGGUAAAACGAUGACAUCAAUCAUACAACUCGGACUUCUUAUUUAUUUUUUAUUCCAUUUUAUUUGCCGUCAUCUUCAGUGAACUGUUAGCUUGGUAUUUGAUUUACCAAAGUAUGAAGCCUGGAGUGUGAUUGUAGUUGUCAUUUUGUGAUGUUUGUCAAUUUUUCCUUCUGUUUCUCCUCAGGCUCUGAAUCAGCCAAAGUAGCCAUGGUUGACAUCAACCCUUGCCCUGUGCAGCCAUGCCAGCUCAAAAAAGGACAGUCCUACAGUGUUAAUGUGACAUUCACAAGUGGUGAGAGCAUUUAUUUCUCCAAACUAGUUCUAACAAACUGAAGAGAAACAAGUGCAUUUUCUCAACUUUUUAUGUCACUAUCUUAUAAACAUGUAUUUUUGUCUCUGUGGUAGAUGUUCAGAGUCAGACAAGCACAGCACAGGUCCAUGGUGUUAUUGCUGGAGUUCCCAUCCCUUUCCCCAUUCCCAAUGAAGAUGGCUGCAAAUCUGGUAUCCAGUGUCCCAUCCAGCCAAAGCUAACAUAUCACUAUGUGAACGGUCUCCCUGUGAAAACUGAGUAUCCAGCAGUGAGUAUCUUAUGUGACAAUAAAAUUGUUCUGGUUUUGAGUACAGAUCAUUUACAUUUGUUUCAUCAUGGACUGAUUGGUUUAGAUAAUCUUAGAUCUGCAGUCGUGUCGCUGUUUUUAACUUUCCUAAGCCUUUUUCAAAAUUAGUUUAAGGGAGAGUCGUCACAUGUUAUUCAUUGUCCACUCUUCUGUUUUUCUAGAUAAAGCUGGUCGUGAAAUGGGAACUGAGAGACGACAACAAGAAGGACCUGUUCUGCAUCCUGUUCCCAGUGCAGAUUGUGAGCUAAAGGACGACAGUACCUCAGUUUGGUGUUGUAAUUUUAAAAAAAAGGGAUUCAGCUUUGAGUAAAACCAAAAGAGGAAUAUGACUUUGAAUAUCUCAUUUUAUUCAUUCAUCAAAUUGCAUUUUUAAGAUGUCUGCGACUAGUUUGCAAGACUUUGCUGCCUCAACACCUUAAGUCCUGCUAAAAAUGAACAAACAGCUGAUUUUUGCUGCACUCUUCCUUACAGUCAAUUAUAAAAGAGUUGUGGAUGUGAAAUGAUGAGGUUAGUGUUUCUGUGACUGACCCUGAACUACAUUCCUCUGCGGUGCAAAUGUCUUGUCUCACUGGCUGCUGUGUAGUCUGUAAAGGUUCAUGGUGUACCAAUGAAACUUUUGUAAUAUUUCUAACUGACUUUAUACCACUGUGAGACAUGUAGAUUUAAAUAAGAGGUGAAUUUAAUAAAGCUAACAAAUCAAUUAAUUCGCUUUGUGUAAUUGUGCAGUUUUCUCUGGAAGUGACACAUUGAUGAAUUCACUGCCUGAAUUGUAGUUAGAAUACACGCCCCCCACCUCCACCCUCCUUUGUUUUUUGUUUUUACAGAAAGCUUGUCAUGCUUUUUAAGUCUAAAUAUAUCCUCCUGAACCUCACAUUGGACCAAAGUGAACCAAAAAGUUUUCUCAUGAGGUCAAAAUAGACUGAGAUCUUUGAGACUUUACUUGUCAGAGCAAAAGCCACAGUAGGACUGAAAGCAGAUUUAACAACACAAAGUAUCAGAAUCAUAACCUGGUCACAUGCAACAUAAAGCAGCAUUUUUUAGGGGCUCUAAACAUAAAACCUUUCUAAUGUGUUAAAAAUGUUGGCAGACCAGUUAGAGAGCAGCCUCAUAAAGCACCCACAAACCUCCGUAAAUGCGCAUGUCUGAGGCAUUGUACGUGUUAGCAGCUUAAUGUGCUUGAGCAUUGAAUGGGCAUUGUCUGUAAGGUAUAUUAAACGUACAGUAAAAAAAUAUUUUCACAUAAUUGUCCAACAUUUUAAAAGACUGCAAUUUGGAGGGAGGAUAUUUCACCCAUGAUGUGGCAUGCAUAAUACUUUAGCCAAAGCAAAUUUGCACAAAAUGUGCAAAUAGUUGUUUCAUUCCAGCACUAGGAACCACACAGCAAAGUUUACCAACUCUUUAUCUUCCUUGAUAGCUAAUCGAAGGCAAAUACCAUGACGGGUAGUGUUUAACUUCCAGCAUGAACAAGAAUUUUCUUUUUAUGUAUGUGUCCGUAGUACACUAAAUCAACAUUGAUCUAUCAGAGACUGUAAGUAAGGAUGAUCUGAGACUUUGUUUGAAACCGAUUUUCUUUCACAUCCUCAAUUUAACCCAAACAUCAGUCUUCCUGUGCAGACUGAGGUCUUAAGAAGCACCAUCACCUCAGAGAAGUGUUGUAGGGUAGACCGGAGAUGGUUGUAAUGCUUUUUGCUUCAGCACCUGUAACUCACUGAACUUAUUUGCUACAAACUCAACCAGUUUUAUCCUCUGUGAGAGUGUCUUACAUCAUGAGUUGAAAUGUUGUAAUGUGCUGUGGCAAGUUGUUAGGCAUUCCUAAAAGAUGCAAAAACAGAGACCACACUGUGAUCUGCUUUGAAAAGGGGUUUACUUUAGUGAGAAACCAUCUCAGAAAAAGUGAAAGUGAUCAAACCCAAAUCUACCUUCUCUUUGACUCAAGAGUUGUGUGUGAUUGUGUAUGAGUACAUAAACUCAUCUAUGUGAACGCAAUCUCUUCACGAGUUAUAUGCAUCAUGAGUAUAAAAUAGAUAUAUCUAGUACCUAGGUGUGCAACUGGAGAAGGAGUGAGUUAACACUGAUACAGUCAUGGGACUCCUGUUAACUCUGAUAAAUUAAAUUAAAAAAUAAAUAAACACAAGGGUAAAAUAAGAGACUGACAUCAUUCUGAAAGUUUAUUGGUCUGAGCAAAGGUCAGCAGCAAGAUAUUGUGUACGAAAGCAAAAGAAGCAGGUCUACUUAAAUUAGAUUUCAUAACACUGAAACAUAAGGAUCAUAACUGGGUCACAUGUACAAUAAACCAACUUCUUAAAGCAGCUUUAAAAGUUCAACAAGUUCUGUUCAUUCUGGUGAAAUGUUCCCAAGAAAUUGCAGACAGGAACCACAACACAAAAACAUAUUCAAAUCAUUAUUUCAGUCUCCACAAAGGUAGUUCUUUUUUUUUUUACUUUACAGUAACAGCGGAAAAUAAAGCCAGAGUUGCAAUGCACUGUGCAAUAAGAAGAAAAACAGAUCCUAACUUAAGUUAUUUCUGUGACAUGACGACCCCACAAAAUACAUUUCUCCCUGUCAAUAAAAGAUUAGGAAAUGAGUGUUUUGAUUUUUGUACUUUUUGAACCAAAAGUCGGUCAUUAAGGCAGUUCAUAAAAGUUAAGCUGAUAGAUUAUAGCUUUGGCUCUUUCACACUUGCUAAAUAAGAACCAGUUUUCAUACAUGAGCUGUAAUAAAUGUGUAGCUUUAGUGCAAGCAGGGCAGUGAGUGAAGACUGUAUGAAUACUUCAUAACAAUGUGCUGCUGCUUUCUCAGGUCAUUUUGGAAGGUAAAAAAGGUGCAGAAUUCACAGUUACCAAAGUGUAACGUGUGGAAGCAGGAGGAUCUUUCCACAGUGAAGCCACCGACACAAUGUUGCAACAGACUCCGCAUAGCCAACCUCUUAGCAGUCACUAAGCUAACAUGAAGUCAUUCAAUGGUAUGAAAGUCAGAGGAAAGCAGAGUUGAUAGGGCGGGAGGCCCUUGUUGUAGUGGCAGCUAGGCAGGUAAACGUCACAAGAGGCUAUAAUAAUAUUUGAGCAGACUUGUUAAUUUUGGCUCAUGUCCAAAUACACCCACAUCCUCAGCUUCUGUGUCAUUUGAACGACUUAUGCAGCAUCUUGGUCCUUUUCAUUGUCCAUUUUGUUUCAGUCUCUCCAGCCGCUGCAGUAGAGCAUUCCCAAAAGCUUCUCUGUACCCAGGACUCAGUGUGUCCAGCAGCGAGUAAACAGUCUCAUGGUACUGAGUGCUCAAAUCCUCAUCCACUUGAUCAAAGGCGUAGCCCACCACCUGUGUGACGCAGGGAUGUGUGGUCAGACAAAGUAUGUGUUGAAGUGAGCAUAAACCAAGCAGUGACAUUGAAAAAGAAACACUUUGUAUCUUACCCUCAGUCCUGCCUCGGUGAGCUCCAGGCAGUACCGGUUCCCCUCUCUGGUUUCCACAUUUAUGUAGGCCACGUCUGAGGCACUGUUGAGACUCUGUGACACAUGCAUUUCAGCGACGGCAAAAAGUACAUCAUUGACCACGGCUUCCGCCUCCAGCCUCAUGUCUUUGACGUCGCCAAGCUCAACACAGUCCUCAUCA
Xyrichtys novacula (pearly razorfish) is the source of this 5884-nucleotide messenger RNA. The record is from the annotation of a GenBank genome assembly. NCBI's taxonomy places the organism in Eukaryota, Metazoa, Chordata, Actinopteri, Labriformes, Labridae.